Molecule: messenger RNA, 12834 nt
Organism: Cuculus canorus (common cuckoo)
Lineage: Eukaryota; Metazoa; Chordata; Aves; Cuculiformes; Cuculidae
Gene: KCNQ2
Product: potassium voltage-gated channel subfamily Q member 2
Exons: 18
Coding region: 10-2727 (905 amino acids)
Biological process (GO): potassium ion transport; transmembrane transport
Cellular component (GO): membrane
Molecular function (GO): voltage-gated potassium channel activity
Source: RefSeq, a predicted model, not a curated record
ACCACCACCAUGGUGCAGAAAUCCCGCAACGGAGGUGUCUACCCGGGGCCAGCGGCUGAGAAGAAGCUCAAGGUGGGCUUCGUGGGGCUCGACCCGGGAGCUCCGGACUCCAGCCGGGACGGGGCGCUCCUCAUCGCCGGCUCCGAGAGCACCAAGAGGGGCAGCAUCCUCAGCAAACCCCGCUCGGGGGUCUCGGGCAGCGGGAAGCCCCCGAAAAGGAAUGCUUUUUACCGCAAGCUGCAGAAUUUCCUCUACAAUGUGCUGGAGAGACCGCGGGGCUGGGCUUUCAUUUACCACGCAUACGUUUUUCUACUUGUUUUCUCCUGCCUGGUGCUGUCUGUCUUCUCGACCAUCGAUGAGUACCAGAACAGCUCGGAAGGGGCUCUUUACAUCCUGGAAAUCGUCACCAUCGUGGUGUUUGGGGUUGAAUACUUUGUGAGGAUCUGGGCUGCCGGCUGCUGCUGCCGAUACCGGGGCUGGAGGGGAAGGUUAAAAUUUGCCCGCAAGCCUUUCUGCGUCAUCGACAUCAUGGUGCUGAUCGCAUCCAUCGCUGUGCUGGCGGCAGGAUCCCAAGGGAAUGUCUUUGCCACCUCAGCACUCAGGAGCUUGAGGUUCCUGCAGAUCCUGCGCAUGAUCCGCAUGGACCGGCGGGGCGGCACCUGGAAGCUCCUGGGCUCUGUGGUCUACGCACACAGUAAGGAGCUGAUUACUGCCUGGUAUAUUGGCUUCCUGUGCCUCAUUCUGGCCUCUUUCCUGGUCUACUUGGCUGAGAAAGGAGAAAAUGAGCACUUUGAUACGUACGCAGAUGCACUCUGGUGGGGUCUGAUUACUCUCACCACCAUCGGCUACGGGGACAAGUACCCACAGACCUGGAACGGGCGGCUGCUGGCAGCUACGUUCACACUCAUCGGUGUCUCCUUCUUCGCCCUUCCUGCCGGCAUCUUGGGUUCGGGGUUUGCUCUGAAAGUUCAAGAGCAACAUCGACAAAAACACUUUGAGAAGAGGCGAAACCCAGCAGCGGGCUUGAUUCAGGCGGCUUGGAGAUUUUAUGCCACCAACCUGUCUCGAACAGACCUGCACUCCACCUGGCAGUACUACGAACGCACCGUCACUGUCCCCAUGUACAGCACGCAAACGCAAACGUACGGUGCCUCCAGACUCAUCCCUCCUCUGAACCAGCUGGAGCUCCUAAGGAACCUGAAGAGCAAAUCGGGACUGACAUUCAGGAAAGAGCAGCAGCCUGAACCAUCGCCAAGUAAAAGCAAACCGUGCAGAGAGUCACUAUGUGGAUGCUGCUCAGGAAACUCUAGUCAGAAGGUCAGUUUGAAAGAUCGUGUCUUCUCCAGUCCCCGCGGUGCUGGCACCAAAGGGAAAGGCUCUCCACAGGCUCAGGGCAUCCGGAGGUCCCCCAGUGCUGACCAGAGCAUCGAGGACAGCCCAAGCAAAGUGCCCAAGAGCUGGAGCUUUGGAGACCGCAGCCGGGCCCGGCAAGCUUUCCGCAUCAAGGGAGCGGCGUCACGGCAAAAUUCAGAAGAAGCAAGCCUCCCCGGAGAAGACAUUCCUGAUGAGAAUAAAAGCUGCAACUGUGAGUUUGUGACAGAAGAUUUGACACCAGGACUGAAAGUCAGCAUCAGGGCAGUGUGCAUUAUGAGAUUUCUCGUCUCCAAGCGCAAGUUUAAGGAGAGCCUUCGGCCCUACGACGUGAUGGAUGUCAUCGAGCAGUACUCAGCCGGUCACCUGGACAUGCUUUCCCGGAUUAAAAACCUUCAAGCCAGGAUAGAUAUGAUUGUGGGUCCCCCGCCCCCUUCAACUCCCCGGCAUAAGAAGUAUCCAACCAAAGGACCCAUGUAUUCUUCCAAAGAAUCUCCCCAAUACUCGCCUAGAGUUGACCAGAUCGUUGGGAGAGGAUCUUCCAUGACUGACAAGGAUCGGACCAAAGGGCCAGCAGAGGGGGAGCUGCCGGAAGACCCCAGCAUGAUGGGCAGGCUUGGAAAAGUUGAAAAACAGGUUCAGUCGAUGGAGAAGAAGCUGGACUUCCUGGUGAACAUUUACAUGCAGCGGAUGGGCAUCCCACCAACAGAGACAGAAGCCUAUUUUGGGUCCAAAGAACCAGAUCCAGCACCUCCCUACCACAGCCCUGAAGACAGCAGGGAGCACAUUGACAAGAAUGGCUGCAUCAUCAAGAUCAUCAGGUCCACCAGCUCCAUGGGGCAGAAGAACUUCUCUGCCCCUCCAGCCCCUAACAACACAUGCCCGCCCUCAACAUCAUGCCAGCAGCAGGUCUACCAGCGGCAAAGCCAUGGCUCCUCGCCCGUCGGAGACCCCGGCUCGCUAGUCCGCAUCCCACCUCCUCCCUCCCACGAGCGCUCCUUGUCCGCAUACAGUGGUGGGCACAGGGCGAGCGCAGAGUACCUGAAGAAUGAAGACAUUACAACCAAACACCACGAGAGUGCCAUGAGAGACAGCGACACGUCCAUCUCCAUCCCCUCAGUAGACCACGAGGAACUGGAGCGCUCUUUCAGCGGCUUUAGUAUCUCCCAGUCCAAAGAGAAUUUGGACAUCCUUAACAACGGUUGCUAUGCAGCCGUAGCCAAAAUCAGACCCUACAUUGCAGAAGGGGAAUCAGACACCGAUUCUGACCUCUGCACACCCUGCGGUCCUCCUCCCAGGUCGGCCACAGGCGAGGGACCCUUCAGUGACAUGGGCUGGUCAACCCCCAGGCAGUGAAGCCUUCUUGCAGCCACCAAGCCACGUCUGAGCACUGGCAGCUGCCCAUUCCUGCUGUCCACGUGUCGAACUUCUCAAGGAGAUUGACAGCUAAGGUUUUCCUCCUUCUAGGACAUCCUUAGCUGGCAGAUACUUUCUUGCAGCUCACUCUGGGAGGGGAAUGAGCAGGUGCAAGCCUGCAUUUGUGGAAGAGGGCAUGGUGGUGAGCGAACUGGAGCCGAGAAAUCCAGAUUUCUUUCAUACUCUCUUUCUAAGAUCAUUAGGUGAAGUUAUUUCAUGGUGCAGGGUAGGCAGUUUGCAUUUCUUGGGAGUCCUCAGAAGUGCAGGGCAGGAAUAAAUCACCUGGCCAGGGCUUUUGGAGGUCACAGGAACUGGUGGCUGACAAGUGUUACAUGGGAAUUGCCACAUCAUGGCACUGGUGAUUAGACCUUUAGGUGGUUUGGAGUCAUGGAAUGAACAUGUCUGUUUCUGGCUUAGAUUUCAGUUCCGCAUAAUUACGGGGGUUGUUACUCUGUGGUUCCUCGUUAACUGUCAGGAAGGUGGCAUAAUUCCAAUAUAAUACAUGGAAAUGUUGUGUAGGACCCUGGAGGAGAGGGAUGGCGGCUGAAAUAGUUGCAUGAACAGAAGACAUGGCCUUAAAAGUGGGGCAGGUUAGGAUACUGCUCUGAACCCGAACCGUGUGGAAAUUAUCCUAUCUUAGGAAACUCAGAAAUAUGAGCUUGAGUGCAAGAAGAGAGACAACCCUGAGGGCAGAGAAAUGAGACAGAAAAGGAGGACAAGAGACUAUGAGGCUGGAAUUUUAUGUUUUAAACCAUGUAUUAUAUUUAAUUCUCUUUCCUCCUGUUGAUGAUGGACCUGGAGGUGCUUUGGAAGGAAAGGCAAACUAAAGGCAACCCUUCCGAAGGGCUGCCGUGGGGUGAAGCCAUCCUAAUGGCCAGCAGUGCUGCUGUGGUGGAGUUGCAGCCACCACGCCAAAGGGAGAGGGUGGAUAUGCAAGAUUCCGUGGUCCUCAACGUUGCUGCAAGUUAAUUGGUGAGCUCCAUCCUUUUGAAGCCCUGUUGGUCAGAGCGGGCACUUUUCUUACUGUUUGCAAUGUGUCUGAACAUUUUUGCACACACUACACCCUGUGAAAAUCUUUCCUUUCUUCCUCUGCCCUGCCAAGAAUCUCACACCCAUGCUCUGGGGACAUCUUUUGGUUUUGUUUGGGUCCCUCAAGCUGACUUAAGAGGUGCUUCUUUGUUUCUUCAUGGUCUUUCAGAAGCCUCUUACCUGUGCUUGCCUGCAAGCUGUGCCAAUCCAAGUCUGCCCUAUUUCAUUGUUGUUAAAGUGCUUUUUCUCGGAAGGACCAUUGUGUCAUUAACGAGAACCUCUGCAGUGCAUUCAGCUGGAGGAAGGGGAGAGGAAAAGUGAUGCUCAAAGUUUCUUUUGGGACCAAAACGAAGUCACAAAGUGAUCCUUUACAUGAAUAGGUUGGUGAGGUUUCUUUUCGCAAGGGCGUGGAUCAGGAAAAGUUGUGUUUGGGAUCCACCUCCAGGGUUGGGACACCAUGGCUGGUGUUGUGCCUCUGCACCCUCCCAUGCAUCUACAGCCCGAAUCCUGAGCGUGUUUUCCGCUGGGGCUGUGUUUGUGAUUUCAAAUCCUAUCUCUCCGCAUAUUCCCUGUGUGAUAUCCAGAGCCCGUUAAGGAUAUUUAGGUGACAAUUCCUUUCUGUGUGGCCUUUGAGGGGCUGAACAUUGACUUGCUUGGGUUGACGGGAGAAUCACAGCCUUUUUCUCUCAUCCUGUUUGCUUGACCAGAGAUAGCAACCAAUGGAGACCCAUGACUAUUUUGGCCUUAGGGAAGAUGUGGGUGCAGCCUGACAGCUUGCAGACAAGAAAUAAAAGCAUCCUUUUGCUCAUGUUCAGGACCAACGUGCAGGUUUUCACAUGGGAUUGAGGGGUGGGGAAAGGCUCUGCAUGACUUUUCCUGCCAUUUUUCACCACUCCAGAGGGGAAAACAUUUUUCUUAGAGGCGACCUGGGCUUCCAGCCAUGCGAAUUCCUUUCUUUCCUUCUUUGAUUCAUUUUUUGUUACCUCCAGCAAUUUUUCUCUCUCUACUUGUGCUCCAAAACUCCUUUUGGCUCCAGAUUUCUUUGUGCAAAGUGAACCCAGUGAUGCUCUUGACUUCCAUACAGAGAAACUUUUGAAUGCAAAAUGGCUCCGAAUUGUGCAGAUUUGCCCCUGGCACCUCCGCAAAACGAGAUGCCUUCUGGUAGAGCGAGAAAUACCAGCAGGUCCCAAAUCAGACUUUGUCACGUGUUUUCUAGUGACCACAAGAAUGUAAAUGGCACAGGGUGAGGCAAAAGUCAACAUUGCUCCUGCCAGCUGCUCACUGCAAAUUUCGUCCAAGUCAGAGAUAACAAAGAUUUAUUAUCUUAUUUAUUUGCAAUUAUUUUCUGAGGCCUGCUGGAAAUUUGGUAUGAUAUAAAGGCAGGAAUUUCAGAUGAGGAUGAUGGCAUAGAGUCCUGUUGCUGUACGGGUACCUGACUGGUCUUUGACAGAGGAGGCAAAGUCAAUAGGCCUUCAAGGCACAAUUUUUGCAGGAUGUCAUUUUCAUCAUGUCCUAUUUUUGAAUCCUUAUAGACUCUAUUUUGAAUGCCACUUUCCCAGUUCUUCUUGCAAAAUUGCUUUCUCGUGCCCUGAUGAUGUUACACCCUUGAAAGCAAAUACUGUCAGGGUGUUCCAAGGAGACGCAGUUCCACUGUGUCCUCUGAGUUACCCACACACUGAAAUCUGGCAGUCUUUAACCUCCUUUAAGGAGUGCGUAGAAAGAAUUGUCCUUAUCCUCUUCUAGUAAGUUAUUACACCUGAGUUUAUAAAGAUUUUCUGACUUGCAGCUUUAAAAGAUGUUGGAUUUGUCCCAUGGUCACUGAUAACAGAAAAUAGGUUUUAUAUAGAGGCAGUACAGAUUCUAUCUUGCUGCUACAAAUUUCACAUUAUAGUUUUUUGGGAAGACAUAAGAAAUAGUCCACAUUUAUCCAUGGCAUCGUUUCAAAGAAACUCUCACACACACCUGCAUCCCCAACCAUGACAUAGAUUAUCUCUUCUCAUUCAUACAGGUAAAAAGACUUGACUUGGAUUUUUGGGUUAACUUACACCAGAAUUAACUCGAGUUAACUCCAAAUAAUGCUUCUUAUUUCCCUGAAAUGAUUAAUGCCUGCAUAAAUGAGAACAAAGUCUGCUUGUUGCUUCUUCACCUAAAUAAUUUCCUUCCUGUCCUAAAUGAUAGUUGAAUACUUCCUGCAAAGCCUCCACUUUCCGUCCCUCGCUUCCCCCUUGCCUUUAUCACACCCUCCUGGUGGUGAUCUUCCACAGGAAAUCUUAACCACUAGAUUAAAAGAGAAGAAAUCAAUUUUAUUUUGCUAAUAAGGCAGUCACAAUGAUAAAAGACCUUUGUAAGGGUGGACAGGCAAACUUUGUCCCUCUGCUGAGCCUCUCUCAGGCUCGUCUUUGCUCCCCUGUUUUUCACAAGCCUGAUUCUGUAUUUUUCAGAGGACAGAAACAAGUUCUAGACAAUGCUGAGUGUGGACAGAGGAGAUCGAGGAGAGCUUAAGGAGAUGCAAAAGCCAAAUUUCCAGCGGGCCAUUGUGAACUGCUCUGGUUGUGUGUGCAAAGCCUGGUUUUGAGGUGCAUCCAUGCUGAACAUGAAGCCGUGGCCUUGGACCAGAGCCUGGGAUCUGGUCUCCAAGAAACUUCUGGUCUUUUUUUUUUUCUGAAUCUGGAUCUAGGUCUGGAGAGAAACACUGCAAAUGGCCCCACCUGUGGGAUGGAGCAAUCCCUGAGACCAGGACCUGAAGCCACAGUUUAUGGGUGUUUCAAGUCCAAAUGUGAGUUCAAGCUGGCUCAGGAGUUCAUGUCACUGAACAGGAGAUGUGGGUGGGGAUGUUAGAAUCUCUGUGCAGGUGGCCUUUCAUAACGUGACCCCGAGACAUAGUAACAGAGCAUUACCCGUAAAUUGAAUUUCCCAACAUUUGGGAAGGGACUUUAAUGUUACUCAAGUGCAGAUUUUGUAUGUGAUUUUCCUUGUUGACUCAUUUUCUUAUUAAUAAUUUUUAAAACAGAAAUGUCAAAGAUCUCCCUGAAAACAAACCUUUAGUCCAGCUCAGAAAGCCGUUCUGUUUCUUUAGACAGAUUGCAUGAUAGAUCAGGCUUUCUAAAAAUGUAUUUAUUUUCAAGUGCUGCUUAACAGAUCCAAAUAAAUUCUGCACGGUCAUUGCUAUUUACAGAUAAAAAGGUAUAUUUUUACAUUUUUAAUUGACUUUUAAGAUUUUAAAUUAUGUGAAUUUUUAGAACAAGUUUAUAUACUCUACUUGAGAAGCCAGAGCAUCAACUCAGACGCAAAUACUCCCCUUCCUAACAGAAAGAAAAUACACAUUUAUUUAUCUUUUUCUCCAGAGGGAGCUACAGCAAACCUGACUGCCCUUAGAUCCCCAGGAUCAAUACUGUCACACAACAUUAUUGGUAAAAAAAAAUGAAAGUUUUCAAAGAGAAACUGAAAUUCCUAGGGAAAUUCCUAGGGUAAGGACCCUUAGCAGUGAGUAUUUUAUCAGGAAUGUUAAAAGUCCCAGGAGCAGGCUAAGGAUUUCUGUUUCCCCACCUGUGCUCGUGUGACUCCUCUCAGCCCUGAGCCUCCAUCCCUUUCUUCCUGUGGUCCUCCGACCUGUGCCCACACACCCGCUCUCCAUUCUAGGUCAGCAUCUUCUGUUUUCAUCAUCAGCCUCCUUUUCAUCAACCAGAAACAAGGAAAUCAGAUACAAAAGCUCCUUCACCUGCAAGUAACAUUGAGGCUGUGAGAGGGAGAGCUUUGGCACGGGGCAGGAGGGUGGCAGCCCCCUCCGAGCCCCGCGUGGGUCACUCCAUGGUAUGAAAGCAAACUCUUGCUUUUAGCACACAAGCACCCCAAUGCCUUCUGCGUCACAGAGCAAAAUCUGCUUUGAGCGAGGGUGUGGGUUGGUUGUUUUUUUUUUAACAAUAACAAUAGGGUUUUUUUAAUAAUAAGGAUAAUAAUAAUGCAUAAGAGUCUUCUUUAGUAUAUCUUAGUGUUUGAUGCCCCAGUGACACAAUACUGCUUGCCUUAUAUUAGUGUCUAGAGGGAGAGGGAUUACACACAUUUUGAUACUCUAUUAAUCGCGCUUAUAAUUUAGGUAGCAGCAAGGAGCGGCUGCUGGAGGAGGAGCAGCCGGGUCCUUUUUAACGUAUGAAUGUGCUUUCCAGACUAUCUCACUGACUGUACUCUCAAUUUUGCCUGCUACUGCAUGCAGCCUGAGAUGAGUAGACAGCGAUAUGCUCCAGCUGUAUCUGCACUCCCAGAUUGCUGUAGUACCUGAUGAGGUAACAUUGCCAAAAGCAUCAUUUUGGGGAGAGGCCGUCCUCCCAGUGACCCAUCGCGUAGGGUGCUGCGGUGCUUCUGUAGGUAACACUGAUGUACCAAGUGUCUUUCAUGCCAUGCCUGAUCAUUGCACCGUCCCUCUGAUACAGCAUGCAUGAACUCCACUUUCACCACUUGUAACUAAGGGGUGAAAAACCCACGUUUGUACCUGUGGUUCCUUGAAAUGUGUACAUGGGGGAGGAAAAAGUAUGAAUUGUAUUGGCUGUGCGUAACAACCUCAUUUUGAUCCAGGUGGCUCUGAAGAAACGCAUCCCAGAUACCCCCUGCUGAGGGCUUGGAGGCAGGCAGUGCCAGGGGUGGACUGGUCUUCAUUUAGGAGAUGCUGUUUGAACCCACCCCUUUGAGACUUGCCCUAUGUCCAUCUUAAGUCUCAUAAGGUUCUCUCGCUUGCAUCCAGCUCUGGUGUACAUGUGCGUUUGUGCCUGCAGCCCCAACAGGAUAUGUGGGGGACUACGUGACUCCCACACUUUAGAAACCCCUCUUUGGAAAUUUGAGCCACCUUUGUCUACAGCCCUUGGGGGUCUCAAGGACCCUGCAGCUGUGCCAUAUCCAUUCCUUGUGGAAGCAUCUCUUACUCUCCUUACGGAGAGGCUCUGAGCUACCUUCAUAUAAAUGUUUUGCCACAGUUCUCCCCACUGUAGUACCAGACUGUCAGGGGACCUUCAGGGUUUGCCCACCUUGUUGGGGUUUGCAGUCUCACAUAUCUCUUCACGCUGCUGUCGUUAUCUUGUUUGAAACUCAUCCCGUAUCCUCACCUUCCUUGUCCAGACUAUAUAUAAGUGAAGGUGUAAUGCCAGCACUCUGCUCUGAGACUUGCUUUUGGCCUGGCAUCACUAGAUGCACCAGGGAGCCUUCGUGUUUUGUUAGCAUGACAGUUUGGCUUUUUUGUUGGCAAUUAUUUGCUUCCUCAUUGAGCCACCGUGGCCUCAACACAUCCCUGGUUUGUUGUGCUGGAGCCUUUCAGCGCAGGGAUGGAGUCUAUUUUCCCCUGCUGUGCAGUCCUCUUGGUUUCAGCUGAUUGCAGUGAAACAGGGAUAAGGGUUCAGGUUUUCUUGUCAAGCUGAACGUCUUAGAGAAGAGGUAACAGAUUCUAGCAGAGGGAGUGCCCUUGCUCCCUGAAGCAAGAGCUGCUUUCAAGACCCCAGUCCCCUUCAGUGGUCCACACAUGUGGCUUUGCAUGCCAGGCUCCAGCUUGAUAACGGGGAGAAAUGGAAAGCAGCUGGUCCAAGCUGUGCUGUUUCCCAAGCUGCCAGUGAACCUGGAAGCAUCUUGCCCUCUUCUAAUUCCUGUAAAUAGUGCCGCAGAUGAAUUGUUCCAGCAGCAUUUCUUUGCCUAGUCCUGAGAAACUUGAGCUAACCGCAAAGCUUUCCAAAACUCAGUGCCAAGCUCAGGCUAGAUUUCACCUGCAGCUAUGCCUAAAAUUUUAGGGCAAGGUUAAUGGUUUCAAGUAGAAGCCAUGCCAAAAAUCUCCAGUUCGGAUGAUUCUGGCCUAAAAUCAAGGCUGAAUGUCACGCUGCUGGAAUUUCAGCUCCAUUUGGCACUGAUGACUGUGGACUUGGGGAGAUGCUCCCUCCUUCCCACUCCACACAAGAAAAGGUUGGCACAAACCUUGCAAGCCAAGAUGAGAAAAUACCUCCUUAUUUUAGCAUGCCAUGGGCACCUGCCAUUGGUAGAAGCAGUAUUUCACAGUAAUCCCUUAAUCCUAAUCAACACAGUGUCCAUGACUCAGUAUUUCACAUAUGCGGUGAUGCUCGUGAAAGGGAUUUAUUACAGAUGUGGUUAUAGAGGGCUCAGUCCUUCAGCGUCUCUGUAGACACCGUGUUCAGCCUUGCUGAUGACCUGAGAAGUCAUCAAAGCUGGUGACAGGUCAUUUCUGUCCUGCCUGGUCCAGCAUCUUCCCUGGAGCUGAAGCCAUCCCGUGCUCCUGGCAGGAGGUAGGAUGGGGACUCCUCUGUGUUGGUUUCUCUUCUCUACCCCCAAACCCUACAAAUUUGAAGUUUCUUCACAUUUUCCUCAAAAAAAAUCGUGCGUGAGGUAGAGAACCUGAGACUUUCAGCAACAAAGAGGCAAAACAAGACGUAGCUGAUAAAUGACAGAGAUUUUGUUAUUUUAAACCAAGAGCAGAUUUUAAACAUAGUUGCACUUGCUGCGUGGUAUAUCAAAUGCUUUAGGAGAUUCAAUAAACUAUUCUUAUAAAGGUUUUAUUCUUUUAUCAGUAAUUCGUAUAGGUGGGUGUCACUGUCCUUAUACAGCAACGCUCCACACGCUAAAACUAUACUCCUGUUUUGUCAAUAUAGACAUUGUAUUUAUGAGAUUUAUCUUGCUUAGUGUCACUUUGGCACAAUAUCCACGUGUACUGCACACUGAUUGCACAUUACAUGCCAAAUGCUGAUAGGUAUCACUACACGUAAUAAGUGUAUGUGUGUUGAACAGACACCAAACGAAGCGUUACCUGCCUAGUUUGUGAUGUAACUGGGAAAAGAGGAGAAUGAAGAUCUUGUUUUGUUACGAAAUGCACUGCAUUCAAAUGCUUCUUUAAACAGAUUUUAAAGGGAGCUGAAAUAAGUGAAAAUGCCUCUGCAAUGUUACUUAAAAAUACCUGAACAAAACAAACAGAGCCCGAAAAUACUUAAUAACUGCUGUAUUUCUAUAUAGUCUUCAUUGCUAUUCAUCUGAACUGUAAAUUCUGUACAGAUUGAAUGAAGUUCACAGUUUAUCUUUGUUAUAACCUGCAAGAUAAAAGGACAACACAACUUUGGCUGCAAAAAUGUGUGCAUGUUGUUUGCAUACACGCAUAUACCUACUGGUGUAUGUGCAUGUGUCUACAAACACAUCACACACAUCCUUUAAAACAGGUAAAGCUGCAUCUGCGAUUCACAUGGGGUCAAAAAGGUUCUAUUUUGGCAAUGGGAGAGUGGGUAAAACCAAAUCAAAAGCCACAUUGCAAUAAUGUAUUUCUAUCGAAAAGGAAGAUUUGAAAAGGAGAUUGAUGUGUAACUGCCACCCCGAGGAGAAAUCCCAUUCCUGAAGGCAGCACGGGCCACGCAGCAGUGAUGCAGUUGUUUGAAAUGAUAAUUUCUUUGGCUUCCUUUCAAACAAACAAACAAAAGAAUGUAGCGGCCAGUGCUAAUUCCGAGUUCGAACCAAAAAGCCCAUUCCUGGGACCUGUGGCCAAACAGUUGUCCCAUGCCAUUAGAGAGCCAAGGGCAAAGGCUUUAUGUGCUGUGACAGGGUGGCCCUGACGGCAGCAGUGUUGGCUGGUGGACAGUGCCACCGUCUCCCACAGACCUGGCAUCACCCCAGUUUGGGCAGAGAAUCCCGCUGCCCUGUGGGCCCUGCUCUCACCUUUGCCUAGGUAUUUAAAAAAAGCCCCUAGUUAAGAGACAUUUAAGGAAAGAGUCAUCAAAAGCCCAUUAUUUAUCUUAGAGUUGUUAAAGAAGUGCAUUACAAUCAAUAAGUCUGCUUUUCCAAGCAGGUCAGUCUGCAGACUUCAAUUGCCCCAUACAGAGAUUUCACCAACCUCAUCAAAUAAAUCAUCCUCUAGGAUUUACUUCCGCCCAUAGUUUCACAGGUAUAAGAUCUAAAUUGGGUAGAACUUCUCCCUCAGCAUUUAAUCUAAACAAAGAAAGGCAUGAAGAGCUAAGUUUUCCCGUUAAACACUGCUGGAUGUCAUUGAAAAAAAUUACCAGAUUUUUGCAUUGGCCUGAAAUUCAUUUCUAGGUCCAAAUUUAUUGGACCAAAUUUAUGAGACACUUCAGUCCCAAAUUUGUUUGUAAGCAAAGGGUAGCUGCGUUACUGGAGUAUGUUGCUCUUUCCUUGAGAUACCUUGAAGCUAUCAUGGUUUCUAUCAGCAUCUGGCUCAUUUGGCCUUAACUAGGCAAAGAACGGUUGAUGCAUUUCCCCGACGGUGAGCUACGAGGUGAAUUUCACACCAGGAGAGGCCGUUGUCGCUUGGUGUGAAUGUCGGUGCUGCACGCCCUCGCCUCCCGCUCGUACAAAUCUGGGGCUCAGUUGAGCGUGAAAGUUUGGUUGUCCUUUAGAAAGCAAAGACAGCUGCUGCUUUGCUUCCUUUGAUUUGCUCUGUUGCCUUGGCUUUUUUGCACUUUCGUUUCAUCUCCAAAGAAUCUCUCAUAAUGCCUUUGGUACUUCUGUACACUUUGAAACUGUUUUGUAUGUAUGAAAUGGUACACACGUUCUCUUGUAAAAUAGCACUUGGACUUGGGUUGGGUUUUCUUUUUUUGGUGAAUGUGUAAUUUCCUCUGUACAUUUCAAUCAUGACUUUGUGCAAUGUACAUUUUAUAAGGACAGAUGCCAAGGGAAUGACCUGUAGUUUUCUAAGGAAAUAGCUAGAAUGACACAGUCACAGAUGGUUCUACAUUAGCACCGCGGAAAAGCAACGUAGCCCAGGCUUUUACACUGAAGCGCUGAGUGUGAUGCAGCGUGUACCUUCACACGAAUGACUGUGGCAGCUGCAAAACUGUAUAGGUGUGAUAUUAAAAACAACAUCGACGGUUGCCAUUGGAAGGGAAAUGGUGGGAAAUUAAAUAAUCACAAUCAUUAAUUCAAGCCUCAAAGCAUCAGAAUGGAAAAUUUGCAUUCAGUAAAAAUACCAGAGAUUUAACCUUCAUGAGAUGAAAUACACAUUUAUUUUUCUUUGCACUUCUCCUCUUUGCUUCAUUU